Molecule: messenger RNA, 1149 nt
Organism: Naumovozyma castellii
Lineage: Eukaryota; Fungi; Ascomycota; Saccharomycetes; Saccharomycetales; Saccharomycetaceae
Gene: SHY1
Product: cytochrome oxidase assembly protein SHY1
Exons: 1
Coding region: 1-1149 (382 amino acids)
Source: RefSeq, a predicted model, not a curated record
AUGUCUCUUAAUAAAGUUGGAUUGACACAAUUCAGUAUAGGAACUCGACAGCUUCUCGGUAGACGGUUCCACCCCCAAAUCCCGCUCUCAGCGGUAUUACAAGCCAAGAGAAAUGUUAUAACUUCUACUUUUGAUUGGAAACCAAUGAAGACGACCAACAAUCCGAAUGAGGAACAAGAUGAGGGAGGGUCACACCGUUGGCAUGUAGGGAGAAAGAUUGCACUUGGAUUGAUGUUUGCUAUGCCCAUUAUUUCAUUUUAUUUGGGGACAUGGCAAUUAAGAAGACUUAAAUGGAAGACGAGAUUAAUUGCCACCUGCGAGACGAAACUAAUUUAUGACCCUAUCCCAUUACCUAAGGAUUUUCAAGAGGAUAUGGCUACAGAUUGGGAAUACAGAAAAGUCAUCUUGAAGGGUAAAUUCCUUCAUGAUGAAGAAAUGUUUGUGGGUCCAAGGGCUAAGAACGGUCAAAAAGGUUAUUUAUUAUUUACACCCUUUGUGUUAGCUGAUUCCGGUAGAAAGGUAAUGAUUGAAAGAGGUUGGAUAUCUGAGGAGAAAGUAGCCCCAGAAAGCAGAAUGUUGCACCAUUUAUCAUUACCACAAGGGGACAAUGUGGAGGUCAUUUGUAUGAUUCGUCCUCCACAGCACAGAGGAAAGUUUCAAUGGGCCAAAGAAGAUCGAAAUUCAAGAUUAUGGCAAGUCUCUGAUAUAUAUGAUAUGGCCAAAACGUCGGGCUGUGAAGCGGUCGAUUUCCAAGCUGUUUAUGAUAUGAGUGAUCACAAACUUCCAACUGCAGAAUCAACAAAGGCUGCUACCUCAAAUAGUCCAUUUUCUUGGAAGUUUUGGCAGAGUAGUUACGGUGCAACUGAAAGUCAAAAGCAGUCAUCUAGGAAUAACUUAGAGAAACCAGAGACGGAUUCCACAGUUCAAUUCAACGAAUAUCAGUUUAUCAAAGCGGGUGUUCCAAUUGGGAAGAAACCAACUAUUGAUUUAAGAAACGCACAUUUGCAAUAUUUGGUCACUUGGUAUGGCCUAUCCUUUCUAAGUACCAUAUUCCUAAUCGUCGCCCUGAAGAGAUACUCGAAACGUUCUGUCAUCUCACCAGAACAAUUGAAGAGGGACAAAUUGAAACAUGCCAAGAAGUACAUGUAA